Messenger RNA from Chara braunii, 3149 nucleotides. The record is from the annotation of a GenBank genome assembly. Lineage: Eukaryota; Viridiplantae; Streptophyta; Charophyceae; Charales; Characeae.
GAGCGCGCGAGGAGGGAGAAGAGGCCGGUGGGGGAGGGCGGCGAGGUGCGAGAGGCCUCCAGAGAGAAGAGGGCUCAGCAGACGACGAUCGACGAGAUGUACGACAAGGAGAAGUUGGCCGAGUUCCAUGACGCGUGGCUGAAGUGGAUCUACGCGAAGGGGUUGGCAUUCAACGCCUUUCGAGGUCCGGGGUUCGAGAGGGUUCGGCGGGCGGCACAGAGAUUACCGCGGACAGUUCAGUUCCGGUUUCCCUCGUACAGGGUCACAGUGGGCACUGGGAUCCCUUCGCAGAGGGGGAAGGUGGUGUCGAUGGUGAGCAAGGUGCGCUCUGCUUUCCGACACACCGGUGCCACCAUCCUCUCGGACGGGAGGACGUUGCGCAACGGCAAGCCGCUCGUGAACUUCCUCGCCGGGGGCGCCAACGGAUCCCUGCUGUACGCCACCGUCGCACGUGACGGGUCUGUCGGCGACACUGCGGAUAUCGUGUACCGUAGGUGGCGGGCCAUCAUCUUGUCCUUUCCUGCAAAGGACGUGAUCGGCUUCUGCAUGGACUCCGCCAGUAACUAUACGGCGGCGGCCCGCAGAUUCGCCACCGACCCCGACGCAGACAUCAGGAGGAUCACUUGGCUUCCUUGCUCCACAUACGUCUGCAACUUGAUGUUGUCAGACGUCGGGACGCGAGUGGCGUGGGUCAAGGAGACCAUCAUCCGUGCCCGAGCGUUAGUGCAAUUUAUUAAAUCGCAUAGCGCUGCGUUCGCCCUUUUCAGGAGGAUGAGCCCUCGUGUCACAAUGGUUGAGCCCGUUGAGACCCGAUUUGCAUCUGUUUUCCUGAUGCUGACGUGUCUCAAAGGCCGGGGGGACGCGUUAGAGAGCAUGCUGCACGGCGACGCGUGGGCUCGCAUCCCGUGGGAGCGCAGGCUUGUCUCCCAGGCACAGUCUGUUCAGCAGCAGAUCCACGACGGCGAGUUCUGGCGAUGCGUUGACUGUGCCAUCCACGUUAUGUCGCCCAUCCACCAACUGUUGAGGAGGAUGGAUAGAGAGGGGAUGAUGAUGUCCAUCGUUUACGAGUGGAGUCAGCAUCUUCUGGAGUUGAUGAGGAGGGUGGAUGUGCCGGCGGACAUGGUCGAGCCGUGCAUGCGAGUGGUUGCUGUCCGCAACCUCCACAUGCUCGAGCCCGCACAUGCUGCGGCACACCUCCUCAACCCUCGCCGUCGGUCCCUCCGAUAUUAUGAGUCGUUGCAGACGGCUACCGACAAGGCCCGUGUGGUCGAGGAGUGCGACACAUUCCUGCUCGCACAGACUGGCGGCGAUCCGGUCGGCAGACUGUACAGGACACAGGGUAGUGUCUACGUGUUGCCCUGGGUUAUGGGGACCGGUCAGGAGGAGACCGUGGGAGGGCAGGAGGACGACGAGGGGGACGUGGACCCCGAGGUGUGGGGAGCGCGACCUGCUGGCAGUUUCAACGAGCACGACAUCGAGCGCCAGGUCGUCGCUUUCCAUGCUUGUCGACCGUCCAGAGCCGACCCGGUUCAGGACGUGUUCAGCAAGAGGGCGGUGGAGCUGCGGCCGUGGCCGGAGCAGGAUGCGGACGGCGACACGUCGGACGACGAGUGGACGGACGAUGACGACACUCCCGUCAGCGGCGACGUGACGACGGAGCGGGUCUAUUUCACGUACAGUGGAGGACUUGACGGCAUGACUCCACACACAUCCGUCAUCACUGACGAUGUGUCGUCCGGUGGUCAGGCCAAUGGCACUGUCAGAGCCGGUGGUCGUCGUCGACGACUCCCGCGUGCCGACGUGCACGUGGAGGAGCAGGAGCCAGUCGGAGGCCUUCGGCAGAUGGGCAAACGUUGGGAGGUCAGGAGCGACAGCGAGCCGGAGGGGGCCGAGGAGGAGGAGGAGGUGCGCCUUCGGGAUCGUGUUGAGGGAGAUGAUGGCGGCGAGGACGAGAAGGGAGAUGGUGGCGGCGAGGUCGAGGACGAGGACGAGGAGGGGUCGGACCACAAUGACGACCACGGCGACGACGGUGGCGACGGCGACGAAGGCGGCGACCACGGCGAUGGUGGCGACGACGGCGACACCGGCGAUACGAAGGCGACGACGGCGGCGACGACAGCGACGACGGCGACCACGACGACGACCACGGCGAUGAGAGUAGGCUGGCUUUGCACCGACGAGAGGCGCCCUCCUGGACGGGGUAUUAGCCUCCGCCGUACAUUGUGGAUAGCCCUAGAUGGUCAGGUUCUUCGCUCAGCGGCAUUAGAGGGAGGGAGUCCGGGUCGGUUGAUGGCGGGUCGGGCCGCCGCGGUGACGGCGGCGGAUCUGCCGGAUCGAUGUCUUCGCCACCCGCACGAAGCACGGAGGGCGGCGCCGACGCGACUACCGCUGUGCGCCCGUUGCCAGUUCCCCGCCGCCUGUCGCAGGUGGUGUUGCUGGCGGAUGGGCAGCUCAUCGCUGGGUCUCGGACCGGAUGAGGGCGGAUUACGACGCCGAGAGGGCGCCUUCCCAGGACGUUUGUCACCUCGGUUUCAGUUUGCGGCCAGCAGCAAGGGUGGCUCCGGACGUCCGAGUGUUCACAUAGCAGGCCGCAUGCUUGGUUUGUCUCGAUCAGCGACGAGGAGAUUUUUUAUCCCACCGCCGAUUCCGGCCCGAGGGACAGCUGCGGACAUGCAGCAGGGUCAGCACUACACAUCUCACGAGGAGGGGUUGCUAAUGCGGAGUGGGAGUAGACGACAGAGCGCCAUCACGGAGGUUGAGGCUCGAAUCGCAGCAGAGCUCGCCGCUGGCCAGGCUGCAUUGGACGUGUUUCAGAGGCAGCAACAGACAAUUGCUGCAGCGGAGGCCGAGGACGAGGACGCGGACACAGAGUCCGAGCCGAUCGACAUUGCAGUCCGUAGACAUAGAGCGGCCGUGUCCGUGGCAGCCGCGGUAGCACAGGCGGCAUACAUCAGCGGUGCGCAGGGCACGGGUGGUGGAGGGGGCCUGAGAGGAGCGCGUGGUCGACAGUCCACGGGGAGAGGCCGCGGGCGUCCGUCCGGAGGCAGAGGAUGUGGACCUUCCGCAGGAAGAGGGAGGCGUUAGUGCCUUUUUUAUUUGUUUUUUUUUUUUUUUUUUUUUUUUUUUUACAGGACGUCGUUUUGACAAGG